Anguilla anguilla (European eel) is the source of this 1626-nucleotide messenger RNA. It is a transcript of the gene psmd8, whose product is annotated as proteasome 26S subunit, non-ATPase 8. The transcript is spliced from 8 exons. Bases 48 to 854 code for a protein of 268 amino acids. Gene Ontology annotation, biological process: proteasome-mediated ubiquitin-dependent protein catabolic process. The record is from RefSeq and is a predicted model, not a curated record. Gene Ontology annotation, cellular component: proteasome regulatory particle; nucleus; cytosol. Lineage: Eukaryota; Metazoa; Chordata; Actinopteri; Anguilliformes; Anguillidae.
UUUCCCGUAUAUUGGCUGACCGGUGUCGUACAAUUUGCAGAAUCAUUAUGGCGUCUAUGGUGAGAGACACUGCGGGACUGUAUGAGGACUUGAAAACUGAAUGGGAUGAGAAAAAUCCGAAUUUGAACAAAUGUGGCGACAUUUUGAAUGAACUGAAGAUCUCUCUGCUGGAAUUAAAUUUUUUGCCAAUUUCGGGGACCAAGCUUACCAAACAGCAACUCAUAUUAGCACGUGAUGUUCUGGAGAUUGGCGCACUAUGGGGUAUCCUGAAGAAAGACAUCCCUUCCUUUGAGAGAUACAUGGCUCAACUCAAAUGCUAUUACUUUGACUACAAGGACGAGCUGCCAGAGUCAGGCUCCAUGCACCAGCUGCUGGGCCUGAACCUGCUCUUCCUGCUCUCCCAAAACCGCGUGUCCGAGUUCCACACGGAGCUGGAGAGGCUGAGCGCCCGGGACAUCCAGAGCAAUGUCUUCAUCCGGCACCCCGUGUCCCUGGAGCAGUACCUGAUGGAAGGCAGCUACAAUAAGGUGUUCCUGGCCAAGGGAAACAUCCCCGCGGAGAGCUACACCUUCUUCAUAGACAUUCUGCUGGACACCAUCCGGGAUGAGAUCGCGGGCUGCAUAGAGGAGGCCUACGAGCAGAUCCAGUUCAGCGAAGCCAUGCGCGUCCUCUUCUUCUCCUCCUCCAAGAGGAUGACCGACUACGCCAAGAAGAGGGGCUGGUCUCAGAGCCCUGAUGGCUGCUACUCCUUCAGCUCUCAGCAGCAGCAGCGCACAGACGAUCUCUGCAUCCCCUCCAGCCAGCUGGCCCAGCAGGUCAUCGAGUACGCCCGGCAGCUGGAGAUGAUCGUGUAGCAGGCCAGGAAUCUUUCACGCUGAAGACCGGACCAUUCAGACACAGUGUGUGCUCUAAGCCCAGAUCGCCAUUGACUCCGUGUGAAAGAACGCAGUAGACAGUGCUGGUGUAAUACUUAAAUAUUUAUAUGCUGACUUACUAUUAUUUUCUUCUUUUUAAAAAUUAUUAUUAUUUAAAAAAACGUACUCAUGUGUGACCAUAGCAGUUUGCAACACAGCUGUGCAGUCCUGACAGAAUUCCCUCUGGGUUAUUCAGGGAUUAUAGGGCCAAAAUAAGACUGACACGAUGUUCGUUACCCUAAAGGGACCUUGGGGUCAUGUCUCCGCCAAUCACCACUGGCUUUGUUGUAUUUGCUUUUACCAACAUACCUUGUGAUUGGUGGGGCUCCUCUCCAGGCUCUGUCUGGAAGGCGGUGACGACACCACCAUCCCGUCCCUACCCUGUGAUCCCUGUGGAUAGGCACUCUUUGCAUUUCCCCUUUUACAGUCAGCCGGGGAAGCCUGGUUUGUGGCUGCACUUGUAGUUCCACGUUAUUCACUCUAGAGCGUUGUUUGCAGAAUCACUCCAUUCCGAUGCCUUUGCCUAGUCUCCUAGCAACUGGCAAAGUGAAUUGCUCUGACAGUUUAUUGUUUUUUUAUUUUAUUUUAUUUUUUUGCCACCUCACAAAUAGGUACAACUUCAGUUUACCUGCUAUCAAUGUUUAUUUUUGGUGUUGUCACAACUGUAAUAUAACAUAUGAGAAUGAAAAUUAAAAAAACAAAAGUUUUUCUA